AUGUCCUUUGACACAACUGCCGUGAAUACUGGCCGCAUUAAAGAAUUAUGGAGUAACAACGAAGAAUAUUUAAUGAGUAAAAAGAUUGUGGACGGAUUAAAAGUUACAAAUGAUACAGCAGAAAGGGGUGUUAAAUUAAUAACAGAUUACAACUCAUGUAUUACAAAAGAGGAAGAUCAAAAAUAUCUUUUGCAAGUAAUUGCUGAAUGUCGGACAAAAUUUCCUGAAUUUCUGUCAUCAACAUACCUCAAGCCCCAAAAGAAAUUUGAUUUUCUCGAUUGCCUCAAGCAGAUGAGAAACGAACCAUGGUACUGGGGACCGUGCAAUGGUGAGGCGGCCCAAGCCUACCUGCAUGCCUGCCCCGAUGGAACUUUCAUGUUGCGAGACAGCUCAGAUGAUUGGCACGUUCUCACAGUCAGCUACAGAGUCAACAGUAGAACGAGACAUGUCAGGAUUGAUCACUGCAGAGAUAAAAUCUGCGUCAAGUAUUCUACAACGAGCACAAUGAUUUCAGUAGCGGAGUUCCUCAACAGAUUUCAAGAUUACUAUUCAAACUAUUUUGCCAGAAGCACUUCAACAAUUCAGUUUGCUAUUAUAAAUGAGAAACAAUUUAAAAUAGCGCAACAACAGCAGCAACAACAACAGCAACAACAUUACUUCUACAUGACCAAGCAGAAGCCGCAACAAACACAACUUCAGCCGCCAGCUAGCCGCCAACCAAUCAACGGCGAUGGAGCACAAUCCUACAUUCCUCUUCUCUUCCCAUUAAUGAAACAUUCCAUCGUGGGUUCUUUGAAAAGUUUGUGCAGGACAAAAAUUGUUCAGAUCUUCAACACGUACCAACUCCAACUCAACAAACUCAACAAAGAACAGAAACAGCUUGUUAUGGCAUGUCUUGUGUGA
Molecule: messenger RNA, 903 nt
Organism: Helobdella robusta
Lineage: Eukaryota; Metazoa; Annelida; Clitellata; Rhynchobdellida; Glossiphoniidae
Exons: 6
Coding region: 1-903 (300 amino acids)
Source: RefSeq, a predicted model, not a curated record